This is a messenger RNA of Lampris incognitus (smalleye Pacific opah), 2799 nucleotides long. RefSeq names its product transmembrane protease serine 6. The record is from RefSeq and is a predicted model, not a curated record. The transcript has 18 exons. Gene Ontology annotation, biological process: proteolysis. Lineage: Eukaryota; Metazoa; Chordata; Actinopteri; Lampriformes; Lampridae. The coding region runs from base 24 to 2462 and encodes 812 amino acids. Gene Ontology annotation, molecular function: protein binding; serine-type endopeptidase activity.
CUCUCGAGGAGAACCGUGACGACAUGGCGCUCGGCAAUGGCUCUAAAAAGUCCCAAACAAGCGCAAUGGAGGUCAGACCUGCUCCGCUAGAAGAUGGGGCAGGAUCAAGCACAAAGCUCGAGGUACCUUCUGCCAAAAGGACUCGACGUUACAAGUGCCUCCUUGUCCCCCUCACCACCAUCAUCUUCAUCCUUGUCGGAGGAGCCACGCUGGCCUGGUACUUUCUGGAAUACAGGGUGUGGGUGUUGGAGGAGCGGGUGCAGCAGCAGUACACAGCCUGCCUGUCCAUCCUCAACAGAAACUUCUCUGCUGGCCUCUCCUCUCACACCAGCUCUGCAUUCAGGACUGAGGCCGAGCAAGUACAGGACAUGGUGGAGAGGAUAGUGAGGAGCUCGGGCCUUUCUCGAUACCUCAACUCCACCACUGUCUUCGCCUUUGGGGAGGGAAGUGUGGUGGCCCACUUCUGGAUCGUACUGUCCAUCCCUGGCAGCCAUGUUUGGGGAGUCACGCUGGAGAGGGUCACCAGGAGCCUGAGCGAGGGCCUGGGGGCAUACAGGACGGGGGAGGAGGGGGAGGACACAGCCAGCUACGGCGGAUACCUCCUUCACCUCCCCUCCCUCUCUGUCACAGAAACGAACCCCAGAGUCAUAGAACUUCUGAAAGGGUCGUUUGAGUGCUACCGCUACGAGAAGGUGGUCUCCAGCAGCCCCGUGGUCCUCCGUGGCCCAGACACACAGCGCUCCUCCUGCCUGUGGCACCUCCACACCUCCCCCGGCUCCCAGCUGGAGCUCCAAAUGGAGUGGCUACUGCCGGAAUGCAGGGACAGGCUGGUGGUCUACGACUCGCUCAUCCCCUCCGAUACCCACCUCAUCACCUCUGUGUAUGGCUGCAGUAGACAUGAGCGUGUGGUGUGGGUUGUUUCGUCAGGAGAGUGGAUGACAGUGGUUUGGAAACAGGGUUUGUACAACUACAAAGACCCCUUCUCUCUGUCUGCACAAGCACGGGACAGCCAGGAAUGUGGUUUCAGUAUAAAGUUGGAGGCAGUUACAGGAGUCCAGGGGAGUCUAAGAACACCCUUUUACCCCAGCUACUACCCCCCGAACACCAACUGCACCUGGAGCUUCACUGUGCCCAGUGCUGCAGAGUUUGGCCUGUCUCUGGAAUUUGAAGGCUAUGAGCUAGUCAGAGCUGGCUAUAACCUGGCCUGCACCCAGGGGCAGUGGAUAAUACAGGGCCGCAGACUGUGUGGCACCAGGGGCCUACAGCCGUACAGCGAACGCCUCUUCCUCGUCUCCACAUCGACCAUAGUCAUCAUGACAUCAGAGGUGUCACUCACGGGACCGGGCCUACAGCUGCACUACAGUCUCUUCAACCUAUCGGAUCCAUGCCCAGACCAGUUCCUCUGCACAGUGAACGGUUUGUGUGUACCUGCAUGUGAUGGAAUCAAGGACUGCCCAAACGGACUUGAUGAGAGGAACUGUGUGUGUGUGGCCCAGUACCAGUGUCCAGAGGACAGUCGGUGUGUGGAGUACCUCAAGGUGUGUGAUCAGCACCCAGACUGCCCUGACGCCAUGGACGAGGAGAACUGCACAGACGGUGUAAAAUGUACAGAUAUAACCUACGUGUGCAGCGACGGGACGUGUCUGAAGAAGCCUAACCCAGAGUGCGACUUCAUUACAGACUGUCCUGAUGCCUCGGAUGAGAGACACUGUGACUGUGGUCUGCGGCCGUUCUCCAGCCGUAUAGUGGGCGGAGUUGACGCUUCCGAGGGGGAGUGGCCAUGGCAGGCCAGCCUGCAGGUCAAGGGGCGACACCUCUGUGGGGGUGCGCUCGUCUCCAGCCAUUGGGUGGUUUCUGCUGCCCACUGUUUCUAUGACGACCGUCUCUACUCCCCGUCGGUGUGGGCAGUGCACCUGGGCAUACUCCGGCUCUACCGCAGCAGCUCCACCGAGGAGGUGGCGCGCGUACAGCGAAUCCACCUGCAUCACUACUAUGACGAGGACUCUCACGACUACGACCUGGCCCUCCUGAGGCUAGACAGGCCCGCGUCAGCAGUGCUGGCCCCCCAUGUCCGGCCCGCCUGCCUUCCCCCACCUACCCACCAGCUGGAGCCGGGCCUGCUGUGCUGGGUGACGGGCUGGGGGGCGCUCCGUGAAGGGGGAAGAGCCAGUAAUUUGCUUCAGAAGGUUGACGUGCGCCUGGUCAGCGAGGAGGCCUGCGUCCGCUCUUACGGCCCCCUGGUUACUCCCAGAAUGGUUUGCGCCGGCUACCGCAGUGGAGAGAAAGACGCUUGCCAGGGGGAUUCUGGGGGCCCAUUGGUUUGUGAGGAGGCCUCGGGUCGCUGGUUUCUGGCUGGGGUUGUAAGCUGGGGGAAGGGAUGCGGUCGCCCGGACUACUACGGCGUGUACACCCGCAUCACCAAGUUCACCAGCUGGAUCAAGAAGAUCAUCAGUGACCGCUGAGGGCCCAGAGAUUUUUUUUAAGCUCAUCUUUAUUGUCUGAAUCAAAAUCUUCAUCAGCGAAGGUCCCGUGAAACUCAAAUUUUCAAAAGCAUGCUGAUUAAAAACUUAAGUCUUUUUCCUACUAAGGGCCCUAUUUCCCUUUUCUUGAUAACCUUUGGGAAAAGGUGGAGGACUUUUAUUAAGAAGAUUCAACACCUAAUGGGAAAAUGCUACCUCAUACCAGUGGUGAUUGCAGCCAUUAACCUGAGAUUAUAAGGUUGUUGCUGAUAACACUUCAAAAUUGGUCUUGAUUUGAUCAAUAUAUGCACAUUUUAUAUGCAUAAUAUAUCCAAAAAUA